GAGAAGGAAGCCGUUUGAUACUGGUUCUGCCUCCCACCAUGGCAAAAAUCAUCUUGAGGCACCUCAUUGAGACUCCAGUGCGCUAUGAGGAGGAGUUUGAAGCUCGAGGCUUGGAAGACUGCAGGCUGGAUCACGCUUUAUACGCACUGCCGGGGCCAACCACUGUGGACCGGAGAAAAGCCAGGGCGGCCCAGGUUCCUCCAGUGGACUCAGAGGCGGAAAUGCUGACCCAAGCAGGCAAAUCCCACUUCCAGAUCCUGCUGGACGUGGUCCAGUUCCUCCCUGAAGAUAUCAUCAUUCAGACCUUUGAAGGCUGGCUGCUGAUCAAGGCUCAGCACGGAACCAGAAUGGAUGAACAUGGUUUUAUCUCAAGAAGCUUCACCCGACAGUAUAAACUGCCAGAUGGCAUCGAAACCAAAGAUUUGUCUGCCAUCCUCUGUCAUGAUGGAAUUCUGGUGGUGGAAGUAAAGGAUCCAGUUGGGACUCAGUGAAAUCUUAAUCAAUUCUUGUUCAUACGGCAAGAGGAAGAUUGUAGUUCAGCCAAUGGUACCACGGGAAUGUUUGUAUUAACGACCUUUGAAAUGAUUUUUAUGAAGAUUAAAAAUAGAGACAUAGUUCCUGGUAUGUUGAGGUUGUGUUUGUUAUUCUUACUCAGAGAGGAAAAUUGUUAAAUAUUCCUAUAGCUCAAAGGGAUGCUAUUCUUAUACCUGAAACGACAGUUUAGGAGACGACUUGGAUACUAGUGAAGACUCAGAAUUAUUUCUUCAUUACUCCAAAAAAUGCCCCCCAGAAACUGCAUUCGUAAUAAUUGAUGGUAAAAGAGCCAUAUGAAUUUCUUAUCCAUUUUAUGAAAACUUCUUAUAGUGCUAAAAAAAGUUGUGAUUCCCUUCACUUGACAAGCUUUUCAAUGAAUUUUUAAUUAAAGUGGAAUUUGUAAAUAUAGAGUCUGAAGAUUAAAAUGUAGCACUUAGAAAUUUGGCCUGAAAUAUAUUAAUGAUUCAUUACAGCUGUUACUGCCUUAAACAUAAUACUGGAAUUUUCAGAUGUAAAUUCUAUUUUUAAAAAG
Odobenus rosmarus divergens (Pacific walrus) is the source of this 1066-nucleotide messenger RNA. It is a transcript of the gene HSPB3, whose product is annotated as heat shock 27kDa protein 3. Gene Ontology annotation, cellular component: nuclear speck; cytoplasm. The record is from RefSeq and is a predicted model, not a curated record. The transcript has 2 exons. Bases 39 to 491 code for a protein of 150 amino acids. NCBI's taxonomy places the organism in Eukaryota, Metazoa, Chordata, Mammalia, Carnivora, Odobenidae.